AUGGCUCAGGAUCCAAGGUCUUCUCUAUCCGUUCCUCUUACUCUAAUCGGGGUCGAUGCUGCUCUCCGCGCAGCAUCUAAUUCUGACUCAUGUUCAACGCCGAAGGCGACUUUGCUGGAGGAGGAGUUCUCGCUUUCUGGAAGCGUUGCAGUCGUUACCGGUGGACAACGUGGAUUGGGCUUGGAAAUGGCUGAAGCACUAGCAGAAGCUGGUGCGACUGUGUAUUGUCUCGAUCUACCCGCCGAACCCGACAAAUCGUUUGGCUUAACGCAAGAAUACGUAUCAAAGCUAGGACUGCCCAGCGGUUGUCUUGAAUAUGCCGCCAUGGAUGUAACUGAUCAAAAGGGUAUGUGGGGUAUCAUUGAGGAGAUAGCGGAGAAAGAAGGCCGUUUGGAUGUGUGCGUUGUAUGCGCUGGUCUCACGAACGGAGACAGUUGUUUGGAGAUGUCUGCGGAGGAAUUUCAAAAAAUUAUGGACGUCAACGUGAAUGGUGUCUUUUAUACGGCGCAAGCGGCCGCCCGCCAAAUGAUUAAGUUGGGGAACUCCGGAAGUAUCAUUCUCAUCUCAUCGACAGCAGGGCGCGUUGCCGUCAAAGGCAAACUCGCGUACAGCGCAAGCAAGGCUGCCGAAAUUCAAAUGGCUCGUAGUUUAGCUUGUGAACUUGGUCCUCACAGAAUCCGUGUCAAUACACUCUCCCCAGGAUACAUCCGUACUGCCCAGAUGGCCGAGUUUCUGGAUAUGAAUCCAGAAAUAGAGAAAGAAUGGUCAUCUCAAAGCCUGCUCGGCCGUAUUGGUAGGCCCCAUGAGCUUCGCGGUGCAAUCGUAUGGUUGGCGUCCGAUGCGUCAUCGUUCUGUACUGGAAGCGACAUCGCUAUUAACGGAGGUCACUAUGCAUAG
Messenger RNA from Fomitiporia mediterranea MF3/22, 897 nucleotides. RefSeq names its product NAD-binding protein. The record is from RefSeq and is a predicted model, not a curated record. The coding region runs from base 1 to 897 and encodes 298 amino acids. NCBI's taxonomy places the organism in Eukaryota, Fungi, Basidiomycota, Agaricomycetes, Hymenochaetales, Hymenochaetaceae. Gene Ontology annotation, molecular function: oxidoreductase activity, acting on NAD(P)H, oxygen as acceptor. Gene Ontology annotation, cellular component: intracellular anatomical structure. The transcript has 4 exons.